CGGUGCGGGACUCCCCUGGCGGUGACGUGUGUUGCCAUGGCGACGCCCAGGCAGCGUCUCGCUCCGAGUGGGGGGGGUAGGGGGAUGACAACAAAUAUGGCGGAGAGGAGCAGGACGGCAGAGACGGGUAGUGCCAUAGGAAGUGAUGAUAUCAUAGCAGGGAAUGUGAGCAAGUACACUGUUCUGCCAGUUGGUUAUUGUGGACUGCCUAAAAAAGGACAUCUUAUAUUUGAUGCCUGUUUUGAAAGUGGUAACCUUGGACGGGUGGACCACAUCACAGAGUUCGAGUAUGACCUGUUCAUUAGACCAGAUACUUGUAACCCACGCUUUCGAGUUUGGUUCAACUUCACUGUUGAAAAUGUAAAAGAGUCACAGAGAGUAAUUUUCAAUGUUGUCAACUUCAGUAAAACAAAAAGCCUCUAUAGAGAUGGGAUGGCUCCAAUGGUGAAAUCCACAAGCAGACCAAAAUGGCAAAGAAUUCCCUCUAAGAAUGUGUAUUACUAUCGCUGCCCAGACCACAGGAAGAACUAUGUCAUGUCAUUUGCUUUUUGCUUUGACCGAGAGGAUGACACUUAUCAAUUUGCUUACUGCUACCCCUACACCUAUACUCGCCUUCAGCACUAUCUUGACAACCUACAAAGGAGGAACAUGGACUACUUUCGCAGAGAAUCGCUAGGACUCAGCGUGCAGAAACGGCAGCUUGACCUCCUGACAAUAACCAGCCCUGAGGACAAAACUGACCUUGAGAACAGUGUGAUGCAGAAGAAAAUUAAAAUCCCCAAACUCUCUCUCAAUCACAUAGAAGAAGCUGGGGAGGUUACAGAUUAUGGGGAAGAAGAUGUGGAGCUUAGACACAGUAAGAGACAAGAUGGGAGGAAACAAAGUGAAGGAACACACAAAAGCAUUGAAGCAGUUGUUGCUCGCCUUGAAAAACAAAAUGGGAUGAGUCUCAGUAAUACUUCCAGCCCUGAGGAGGCUUUUAUGGAGUCUUCAGAAGGCAUGAACAAUAUGGACGAUGCUGUAGUUCCUCGGAUCCUGUAUGAAGAAUUGCUUAGGAGUUACCAACAGCAACAAGAAGAAAUGAGACACAUUCAACAGGAGCUUGAGAGAACUCGGAGACAGCUUGUGCAACAGGCAAAGAAGCUAAAGGAGUAUGGGGCACUCGUGUCAGAAAUGAAAGAGCUCAGAGACUUGAACAGGAGACUCCAGGAUGUACUGCUUCUAAGACUAGGUAGUGGACCUGCCAUUGAGCUUGAAAAAGUAAAACCAGAGCCAAUUGAGCCUGAACCCGAGGUACAGAAGACCUUCAGUGAGGAAGCAAACACAUCAACGUACUAUCCUGCCCCUGUUCCAGUAAUGGACAAGUAUAUUCUCGAGAAUGGAAAGGUCCAUCUUGGCAGUGGAAUUUGGGUAGAUGAGGAGAAAUGGCACCAGCUGCAAGUAACACAAGGAGAUUCAAAGUAUACAAAAAAUCUAGCGGUUAUGAUUUGGGGAACAGAUGUUCUCAAGAACAGAAGUGUCACAGGAGUUGCAACCAAAAAAAAGAAAGAUGCCGUUCCCAAGCCACCUCUCUCACCUCACAAAUUAAGCAUUGUCAGAGAAUGUUUAUAUGAUAGAAUAGCACAAGAAACUGUGGAUGAAACUGAAAUUGCACAGAGACUCUCCAAAGUCAACAAGUACAUCUGUGAAAAAAUAAUGGAUAUCAACAAGUCAUGUAAAAAUGAAGAAAGGAGGGAAAGUGCAAAGUACAAUUUGCAAUAAAUUUUGGAUUUUUAAUAAAAUCUUAGUGUUUUA
Messenger RNA from Pezoporus flaviventris, 1794 nucleotides. Its product is annotated as BEN domain-containing protein 5. Gene Ontology annotation, biological process: proteolysis; negative regulation of DNA-templated transcription. The transcript is spliced from 11 exons. Gene Ontology annotation, molecular function: metallocarboxypeptidase activity; DNA binding; zinc ion binding. The record is from RefSeq and is a predicted model, not a curated record. The coding region runs from base 37 to 1761 and encodes 574 amino acids. Lineage: Eukaryota; Metazoa; Chordata; Aves; Psittaciformes; Psittacidae.